Molecule: messenger RNA, 2661 nt
Organism: Parastagonospora nodorum SN15
Lineage: Eukaryota; Fungi; Ascomycota; Dothideomycetes; Pleosporales; Phaeosphaeriaceae
Exons: 3
Coding region: 1-2661 (886 amino acids)
Source: RefSeq, a predicted model, not a curated record
AUGUCACUUGCCUAUAAAGUCGAGGAACUGCUUGCGCUUCGCGACUCGGUCUCGGAGUCUGCCGUCUCCAUAGACAGGUUUGCGGAUGAGGAUGUGAUCAAAGCUGAGAAGCUUCUCAAAGAACACGGCAGCCCACCUGGUAUGCGAGUCACGGCUGGAGGUCGAAUCGUUCCCAGCGACCUGCCACCACUGGGUACAUCCCGUUUCCCUGACAACAGCUUCAAACCGUCCACCCUACGCGUCACGCCGAACACCAUCAUGUCUGCACAAACGCAGUCGAACAACAACUCUGCCGCACGUAUCGAGGUUGUCGGUGGUCAACCUGUCGUCUUCAUUGGGGAUCGAAUGUUCGCACUGCCAGCUGUGAACGCCAACUCCACACCAGCUAUGGGUAGCAACGCCAUUAUGGAACCUAGUGCAAAACACGCGCCAGAGCCUCCAGCUCUCAGCACAUAUGGCAGCAUGCCUGGCCUGUCGUACGGCCCAUCGCGCACCAACUCGACUUCACCAUUCGCUGGCCUAGAUCUUCCGACGCUCAAAUCUCAACAGUCUCUCAAGAAGCAGGAGCUUCGGUCGGUGGAACAGACUGAGGUUCUUCAAGCCAGCCACCAGAGCGAGGCAUGGCGUGCCAACAUGAUCGAGAAGAAGCGAUGCCUUAUCGUCGAGCUCGAUGCGCUGCGCAAGUCUAUCACGGCACUUGAGAACGAGAACGGCGCUGCCGCCCCGACCAACUCCUUCAUAGGCCCUGCUGGAACGGCGCCUGCCUCGGCGUCCCUUCCGACGUUUGUACCUCAAGUACAGCAGCCUGUUUCUCAAGCGCUGUAUCCGUUCCCGGCGGCCAGUCCAUACACGCCAAUGAUGAUGUAUCCUCCGCCCUACAGUGCUUUUCCAAGCUUUCCUGGUUCAGAGCCAACACCAUUCGUGGCACCUUCUGUAAACCCGCCACGCUCUCCAGGAUCAGCAAGCCGUCGCUCACAUGCCAUCGCAAUCAAGCCUCCCCAGGAUGGCUCAAUCAAGCCAGCUUUGAACCCAAAGAGUCCUACUUAUGAGCCGGCCACCAAACCAGGUGCAGUGCAGAGUGCUGUGCCCCCGACUCCUUCACCUCCAAAGCGAUCCCCAUGGCGCACUCAAGAGGAGCCACAAUCGAGACCUAUACCGUCCACCCCCGAGAAGCAUUGGCCUGCUAGUCCUUGGAAUGAAGGCCACUCUGGGCGCGUAAACAAGAACGAGCCUAUCUCGAAGCUUACAUCCUGGCCAGAGGCAUUCGGCAAACGACAAUCCUCCUCCUCGCUGCGACAGAGCGCCACAGGACAACACUUAGCAUGUGUUCUUGAGAAGGCUCCCACCAUUGGCUCAUAUGGCCCCGAGUUGGCCUCGAACAAGAAGAUGAUCGCACGAUCUGAUUCUGACCAACGCAACGACACGAACGAGAAUUGGCCUUUCUCCCGCAAGGCUGUGGCACACGUACCGUCUACAUACCAAGAAGGGUACCAGGCUGGAUACGAUCAUGUUGGCAUGCCCGAUAGCCCAGAAGUCCUGCAAGGUUAUGUUCAAGGUCUCCUCCAGUUUCUUGCAGACGAACUAAAGAGAGGCCGCCUCGAUGGUGCCAUGCGAGAAUCGUAUGCACAAGGCACCGAGUCUCGUACGCAUUCGCUGCGAGGUCUCAUUGCUGGAUCCAUGCCUCAUGACUCUGCGAUCAGUAUGACGUUCAACCGCAACACUGGCCAGUCUACCAACUACGAAAACGUUGGGUCAUCCAAGGACAGCUUGCCAGCCAAAAUGUAUCAGGACUCUUCAUACAGUGCCCAGGGGGGUAUCAAAGAUGUACAGAACGCCUAUGCGCUUCUCACCGAGGCCGCCUAUGUCUCGCGCCAGCGCAACGUGUCCAGCAUGCAGUAUCCCAGCCCAGCCAACCCUAUCGCCGAGGGUCCCGCAACCCGUCGUCCCGCGACAUUGUUCUCUGGUGAGAACGAGCCAAGCAAGGCAGGUCAAGACAAAGGUAUUGCAAACCGCGCAGACGCAGAUGCAUCCAAGACCAAUGGUGGUUUUGGCCGGCAGUUCUCGGGGGCCCAGAUCCAGAACCGAGACUAUGGAACGCCUUUCUCCAACCAGCGCUUCUAUCCGACGCCCAAGGAGAUGAGUCCAAAUGGCUCUGGCGGAGAAGCUGCGACUAGCAUGCGGCCCUUUGCUAACCAUCGCUUGUCAGGGCUCGAUGGAGCUAUGGACGAUCUGGCCGACAUUGUCUUGGAGACGCAUAUCGAUGACCAGCGCGCCCCUGCUAACAAGCGCGCCGCCGACGGACCUGAGGUGGUCGAAGCGGAGGCUGAGGAAGCCACUGCCUCUUGCUUCAAGCCUUCUGGUGGAAAGGGCAAACAGAAGGCUCUUGGAUCUCCUCCAAAGUCAUGCGGCAAUGGUCGAAGCAAUGGGGUUUCGUCGCCCAACCCACCGAGCUCGCCCAAGAAGUCGGGAGAGCUCUCACCAGCCAAAGCCAAGCUCGAGCAAGUGACCAACAAGUUCAGGCGCAACAGGAAGGACGAUCCGCGUACCAUGUCUCCCGAAGAGAAGACGAGGCGGUCAGACAAGUGGCGAAAGCGUUUCCAGGCCAUCAAGCGGGAGGAGCUCGAGGAGAUUGAAGAGCAUCGCAGGAACACUCGCAACUAG